This is a messenger RNA of Corvus hawaiiensis (hawaiian crow), 3489 nucleotides long. It is a transcript of the gene RPUSD2, whose product is annotated as RNA pseudouridine synthase domain containing 2. Gene Ontology annotation, biological process: pseudouridine synthesis. Gene Ontology annotation, molecular function: pseudouridine synthase activity; RNA binding. The record is from RefSeq and is a predicted model, not a curated record. Lineage: Eukaryota; Metazoa; Chordata; Aves; Passeriformes; Corvidae. The transcript has 3 exons. Bases 69 to 1571 code for a protein of 500 amino acids.
GCGGUGUGGCUGGUGUGGGUGCGCGCGGUGUGGCCGGGGUCCGGCCGGCGCUGCGGCCCCGCGGGGACAUGGCCGAGCCGGGACCCGGCCCCAGCCGAGCCCGGGAGGAGGAGCCGGGCCCCGCCGGCAAGGAGGAGGAGGCACCGGCCCCCAAGAAACGGCGGCUGGCGGGCGGCGAGCGUUACGUGCCGCCGCCGCGGAAGCUGAACGCCGGCGUGAGCUUCGGCGCCGAGCACUUCGCCGAGACCUCGUACUACUUCGAGGGCGGCCUGCGCAAGGUGCGCCCCUACUACUUCGACUUCCGCACCUACUGCAAAGGGCGCUGGGUGGGCCGCAGCCUCCUGCACGUCUUCGGCACCGAAUUCCGAGCGCAGCCCCUCGCCUAUUACCGCGCCGCCGCCCGCGCCGGCCGCCUGCGCCUCAACGAGGAGCCCGUGCGCGACCUGGACAUCGUGCUCAAGAACAACGACUUCCUCAGGAACACGGUGCAUCGGCACGAGCCGCCGGUCACUGCGCAGCCCAUCCGCAUUCUGGCAGAGGAUGAGGAGGUGGUGGUGGUGGACAAACCCUCGUCCCUGCCUGUCCACCCCUGCGGCAGGUUCCGGCACAACACGGUCAUCUUCAUCCUGGGCAAGGAGCACGGCCUGCGGGAGCUGCACACCCUGCACCGCCUGGACCGCAUGACCUCGGGCGUGCUCAUGUUCGCCAAGACCGCGGCCGUGUCCAAGCGCAUCGACGAGCAGGUCCGGCAGAGGCAGCUGGAGAAGGAAUAUGUCUGCCGAGUGGUGGGGGAGUUCCCAGAACACGAGGUGGUCUGCGAAGAGCCCAUCCUGGUGGUUUCCUACAAGGUCGGUGUUUGUCGUGUGGAUCCCAAGGGGAAGCCCUGCCAAACCCUCUUCCAGAGGCUCAGCUACAACGGCAGCACCAGCGUGGUGAGGUGUCUGCCACGCACGGGCCGCACGCACCAGAUCCGCGUCCACCUGCAGUUCCUGGGGCACCCCAUUGUCAACGAUCCCAUCUACAACAUGGAGGCGUGGGGCCCGGACAGGGGCAAGGGCGGGAAGAUCGGGAAGACGGAUGAGGAGCUCCUGAAGGCACUGGUGGAGGAGCAUCGUUCCAAACAGAGCCUGGAGGUCUUGGGUAUUGGGGAGGAGGACUUGAACUCCAGUGGUGAAAGUAAAGACUCUGGGAAUUCAGGUGACUGCACAAAGUCUGCAGAGGCUGAUCCUAUAAAUGGGAAUUCUUGCCCUGGUGAGGACGAAAAGAAUCCCAAGAGGUUUGUGAAGGAUCCCGAGAGGAAUCAUGUAGCAGCUUGUCCGCUGAACUUUGAUAUCAACCUGGAAAUGCCUGAUAAAGACAAAGAACUCGGUUUGUGUGGGAAUCAGGAUGGACAAACAGGGGAGAAGGGUUGGGAAGAGAAGGACCCUUUGUGUGUGGAGUGCAGGACGAGCAGGCGGGACCCUUCUCCCAAGGAGCUGGUGAUGUUCCUGCACGCCCUGCGCUACAAGGGAGCGGACUUUGAGUACUGCUCCAGCAUGCCCGAGUGGGCCACGGAGGACUGGGAGGAAUGAGCAGGAUACCCAGCACCUGUGGAUGCUGCUGGCCGGGAGAGCAGCGUGCAAAGACCAAAGAUUGACUUUUCAUUGUGGUUGAGGUGAACAAAGUGUGCCUUGAGCUGGGGUGGGAGGGAUCAGUGGGGCUGGAGAACUAUCCCGGCUUCCCACAGGUGCUGCGAAAGAUGAGCAGGGAAAUGAGGCUAAAACAGGAGUUUUAUGUUGCCCAUCAGUGAACUGACGCUUGAAGGCAACAAGGACCGAACUCUGCUCGGCAUGGGCAGCUUUGCCUUCACCUCAAAGGACUCAGGAUCAGUUAUCCACAUGGAUAAUGAAGUGCAUGCACUAAAAGUCAAAAAUUGAUUUUUCUUCCAGCCUGCUGUGUUCCUGUGUCUUACAGUAAGAGCUCCUGGAUGUCAUGUCAUAAAAAACCCUAUUUUUACAGUAUUUUAUUGUCAGAUUGAUUUCAAAAUUCCGAGAUUAUCCCUGAGAACGCUGCGAGGUAAAACCAGAACACUGUAAUCUGUUUUGUGCCUGCUGUUUGUCAGCAAGAUCCACUUGCCUUUGAAAUUACCAAUAUUCAUUCAAAUAAUUACUUAAGUUAGUAGUUCUGGGUGCAGAUACUCGGCAGUUUUGGAGGUGCUAGUCCCCGGAUUUUGUCUUGAAGAGAUUUUUUAAUAUCACUUCAAUGUGACAAUCAUCUUUCAAAAAAAACAAAAGCUGUUUUAUGAAGCAGAAGACUUUUUAAAAAAUAAUUUUAUAUCAGUAUAUUUCCAGAACGGUAAGUGUCACCAUAGUUCUUAUUUUCACCAGCAUUUACACAGUCAAUUCUUGGCUUCUGGGAGGGUUUUUAUAUCAAUUUUGGAGAUCUCAGGUUGGCCAGCCCACAGGAAUUAGUACCUUCCUUCUAAAAUCACUUGAUGAUGUCACCAGGGUCAGGACAUGGCUACCAAACCACAAUAAACCAGUGUUUGCUUCCAGUAGCUCAGAGGAGCCCAGUGAUGUCUUUCUGUGCUGGGUCAUCCAGCUGAUGUUGAAUAUUUCCAUAAAAAUUCACUCCAAUUUGAGCUUUGCUCUUCUACAUCCUGCCAAACGUUUCAUGAUUCUAAUUUAAUUCCAGAUAUUUAGAAAGAUGAUGCUAAAAAUCAGCAUUAUACCAUUUUUUGCUGCAUUGGAAUACACGUUUCAUGGAAAUAAAUGGAACCUGGGGACCUUCAGUGGAUAAAAAAAGGGUGGCUGGAGCUGUUACUGGAUUUGGAUGCAGGGGAAAGGGGGUAGAUUUAGGGGUGGCAGUUAGAUUAGACUUUGAGGUGUCCGAGGUUAUGUUGGGAGGUUUUUUGGUAAGAAAUUUCUGUUACAAAAAAAGCCUCUGGCAGUGAUUUUCCUGACUGAAAUUGGGCUAGAGGGCCUGAUGAGGAACUGGAGCUCAGCACUGCUUUUUCCCCUUUUCCUGGAAUGGUGGCUGCAGUUGGCAACUUCUAAUUUCCUGGUUAAGAAACUCCUGGGCUUCUGUUUCCAAAAUUCUUUGAACACUGAAAAUUUAGGGUUUAUUUCACAAGGAUCCUACCUCUAAUUGCAUUUUAAUUAAUUUUAUUUUAUUUAAAGUCAAAAUAGUGUCUGAUGUUUUAUUAGCUGGAAAAACAUUGCUCUUGGAGGUUCCCUGUGAUAAAUUCCCAUCUGAGGCUGGGUCAGGUAAAUACUGGGUCCUUGUUGUAGGCGUAAAGCUUUCCAUACAAUGUGUAGGUCCUGGAAGAAUUCCUUUCUUUAGUAUGCCUUUACUUGGAUACGCCUUGGCAGUGCUGGGUUGGGGUUUGGACUUGAUCUUGAAGGUCUUUUCCAUCCUAGAUGAUUCUAUAAUUCUGUCUUUAUCAGGAGAACGUGUAUCUCACUGUGCUAAAGCACUUUUCCAUACAAAUAAACCCUCCUGGCAAACUUC